Messenger RNA from Brassica rapa (field mustard), 2003 nucleotides. RefSeq names its product ATP-dependent 6-phosphofructokinase 4, chloroplastic. NCBI's taxonomy places the organism in Eukaryota, Viridiplantae, Streptophyta, Magnoliopsida, Brassicales, Brassicaceae. Gene Ontology annotation, molecular function: ATP binding; 6-phosphofructokinase activity. Gene Ontology annotation, biological process: glycolytic process; fructose 6-phosphate metabolic process. The record is from RefSeq and is a predicted model, not a curated record.
UUUUGUAUGUCUUCUGAGUUUUAUAAUCAUUGCCAGAACUGUUUAUCCAUUUCCCACAUACAUUAGAAAGCUCUUGAAUUUGUGUAACGAGUAACGACAAAAAUAUAUUUUACUAGUUUUUCUAUUAAAGAUCUGUUCUUUUUUUUUUAAACUAAUUUUCUCCGCUAAAAUCAAUUCUACACAGAGAUUCGAUUCUAAGCUGUUUCAAUCCUACGAUCUCGGAUUUGUUCUAUCCGUACGUACGAAUAUGGAAGCUUCGAUUUCGUUUCGUGGGUCAACUACAAAGCCCAACCUUUCAUCACUUAUCAGCCCUUCUUCUUCCGUCGUCCUCCACCCUCGUCUCCCUCUUCCUGCUUUGAGGCUGAAGAAAGUCUCAGCCUUUCCUCGAAUCUCCCACCGUAACCGCCUCGUCAGAGCUCAGUGCUCAGAUGGAUUGAGACCAGAGGAAGACGAUGGGUUUGUGCUAGAAGACGUCCCUCACUUGACAACCUUCCUCCCUAAUCUGUCGUCGUACCCAAAUCCACUGAAGGAAAGCCAAGCAUACGCCAUUGUUAAGCGAACCUUUGUCAGUUCCGAAGAUGUGGUUGCACAAAAUAUUGUAGUCCAGAAGGGAAGUAAGCGAGGAGUACACUUUAGGCGAGCAGGGCCUCGAGAAAGAGUCUACUUCAGAUCAGAUGAAGUAAAAGCUUGCAUAGUGACGUGUGGGGGCUUGUGCCCUGGGAUUAAUACGGUUAUUAGGGAGAUUGUAUGUGGAUUAAACAGUAUGUAUGGAGUCAGUAAUAUUCUCGGCAUUCAGGGAGGAUAUAAAGGCUUUUAUUCUAAAAACACUAUCACCUUGACGCCUAAAGUGGUUAAUGAUAUUCAUAAACGUGGUGGCACUUUUCUUCAAACCUCGAGAGGAGGACAUGAUACAGCCAAGAUUGUUGAUAACAUUCAAGAUAGAGGAAUAAAUCAGGUGUAUAUUAUUGGAGGUGAUGGGACUCAAAAGGGUGCAGAGAAGAUAUACCAGGAAGUGGAGAGGCGUGGGCUUCAGGUGGCGGUUUCUGGCAUCCCCAAGACAAUUGAUAAUGAUAUUGCUGUGAUUGACAAAUCCUUUGGGUUUGACACUGCUGUUGAGGAAGCUCAGAGAGCUAUCAAUGCUGCACAUGUGGAAGUGGAGAGCGUGGAGAAUGGAGUUGGAAUUGUUAAACUCAUGGGCAGAUACAGCGGUUUUAUUGCUAUGAUUGCAACUUUAGCAAACCGUGAUGUGGAUUGUUGCCUGAUUCCAGAGUCUCCGUUCUACCUUGAAGGAAAAGGUGGGCUGUUUGAGUUUAUAGAACAACGACUCAAAGAGAAUAGCCACAUGGUUAUUGUGAUAGCCGAAGGAGCUGGACAGGACUAUGUUGCUCAAAGCAUGCGCGCUUCUGAAACUAAAGAUGCGUCAGGAAAUAGACUCUUGCUUGAUGUUGGUCUGUGGUUGACUCAACAGAUUAAGGAUCAUUUUACAAAUGUUCGGAAAAUGACUAUAAACAUGAAGUACAUAGAUCCGACGUAUAUGAUAAGAGCAAUACCGAGUAACGCAUCAGACAAUGUCUAUUGCACUCUUCUUGCCCAAAGUGCAGUUCAUGGAGCAAUGGCUGGGUACUCUGGUUUCACCGUUGGACCAGUUAACAGCAGACAUGCUUACAUCCCAAUUUCUCGAGUGACAGAAGUGACCAAUACGGUGAAGUUAACGGAUAGGAUGUGGGCUAGACUCCUUGCAUCGACAAAUCAACCGAGUUUCUUGACUGGUGAAGGAGCGUUGAAGAAUGUGAUCGACAUGGAAACUCAAGAUAAGAUUGAUAACAUGAAGAUCUCUUCUAUCUAGCUAGAAACAGGCCACGUUAUAUAUAUUCAUCAACUGUUGCUAGACCAUAUGCAUAGAAGAGAUAUCUCUUUAUCGACAACCAUGGAGUAUUUCAUUGGUUACAAGAACUCUUUGGUUAUAGCUUAUUCGCAAUAAUAAUACUCAAUUUAGAUGUAAA